Molecule: messenger RNA, 1151 nt
Organism: Cryptomeria japonica (Japanese cedar)
Lineage: Eukaryota; Viridiplantae; Streptophyta; Pinopsida; Cupressales; Cupressaceae
Product: clavaminate synthase-like protein At3g21360
Exons: 3
Coding region: 58-1053 (331 amino acids)
Molecular function (GO): oxidoreductase activity
Source: RefSeq, a predicted model, not a curated record
UUUUGUCUAUAUAUACAAAGGGGAUUAAUAUGAAAUUACUAAGGAAAAGUUAAGACAAUGGGGAGUUUAGAUGGGUUUAAUGGAGGUGUAUCUGAUUUUGUGGAAGGAAGAACAACAGAGCAGAAGGUGAUUGAUGGCAGACUGUUUCCCAAAGUUUUCCUGCCUGCAAAUGAUGUUGAGAGAGCAAAUGUUCAGGCCUUGGUGCAAAAGAUAAGAAGCAACAAAGCAUGGUUGGAAGAUGAAGUGGUGAAAAGCAAUGCUCUCCUUUUUAGAGGAUUUGCUGUGAGGUCUGCUGAAGAUUUCAAGGUGGUUGUUGAAGCUUUUGGAUGGGAAGAACAACGGUAUCUUGGGUUUGCCCCAAGAACAGAAAUAGUUGAGAGAGUUUACACUGCCAAUGAGGCUCCCUUACAUGAGCAGAUUGAUUUCCACCAUGAGAUGGCUCUGAUGAAAGAGUGGCCCUCUAAGCUGUUUUUCUUCUGUGAGACUGCACCUCCAGAAGGUGGUGAAACUGCUAUAGCUCCAAGCCAUCUCAUUCCUCCACUUAUGGAAAAAAUUGUACCAGAGUUUGUAAAGAAAGUUAAGGAUCUUGGGUUGCUCUUCAACAUAACAACUCCAAGCCAAAAUACUCUCAAUUCAUUCAUCUCCAAAACAUGGAAAACUGUGCUUGACACCUCUGAUCCAGAAGAAGCAAAGAAAAGGGCCUUUGAGAUACUUGGUUGUAUGGAUUUUCAAUGUCAUGAUGACGAGACUGCAGAUUUUAAAUUUGGAGCUUUAGAAACAAUUAGAAUAUUGGAAAAAGAGAAAGGACAAGAGGUAUGGUUCAACACCAUAGCAGGGUAUGGUCAAGGAAGUAAGAACCAAAUGCUUAGGUUGGGAGAUGAGUCUAUUAUUCCUAUUGAAGUAGUGAAAGCAUUCAAACACAUAAUGGACGAGCAAUGUGUGAACUUAAAGUUAAAAGAUGGUGAUGUGUUGUUACUGAACAACCUUUCUGUUCAACAUGGAAGGAGGUCAUCUAAACCUCCCAGGAGGGUCCUAGUUUCUAUGUGCAAAUAGUUAAUGAAUUAUUUGGCAAUAUAAAAUGAUAUUUAUGGAUAAUAGUUGUUUAGAUAAAUUUUAGCUCGAUAUGAAUGUGUAGAAUCUGGGGCAAAAAA